CCGCACGGUGGGGAUCUACCACGCCUUCACAGCCAAUCGCGUGGCCCGUCACUGACACACAUCCCGUUCUCUCACACGCACAACGGGACAGACAAGAAGACGGCCAACUGUUCUCUCCACCUUUUACACCAAAAAUUGCAGAGUCGUAACCAUGGGGAAGGGAUGCAUCACGGCAACUAAGUACUUCCUGUUCCUCUUCAACCUCCUCUUCUUUAUAUUUGGAGCAUUGAUCAUGGGCUUUGGACUGUGGGUUCUCCUGGAUAACCAGAGCUUCAUCGCAGUUCUGCAGGAAUCCUCUACUACCCUGAAGGUAGUGUCCUACAUUUUCAUCAGUGUGGGGUCUCUCUCCAUGGCCAUGGGCUUCCUGGGCUGUAUAGGAGCCAUCUAUGAGAUACGCUGCCUGCUGGGCCUGUACUUCACCUGCCUCCUGCUCAUCCUCAUUGCCCAGGUAACCGCUGGGGUGCUCAUCUACUUUCAGAGAGACAGGCUGAAGCAUGAGAUGUCCAACAUCAUCAAGGGGAUGUUGGUCAACUACACUGGUCAGAACAGGACCACAGAACACACCUGGGACUAUGUACAAAGGACGAUGAAGUGCUGUGGUUGGACUGGCCCAGGCAACUGGUCGGAGAAUGUAUGGAUCAGGAACAGUUCUGUCUCCAUGUACCCUUGCUCCUGUCGGAACGAAACCCUGCCCGGGACAGACGUCAAGGAGACAGGGCUCUGUGAACACUUGUCCAACAUCCUCCCGGUCUACGAAACGGGCUGCAUGCAUAGUGUGGAGGGCUGGCUUCUGGAGAACUGUGGAGUUAUUCUUGGAAUCUGUGUUGGAGUGGCAGUCAUUGAGCUUCUGGGAAUGAUCCUGUCUAUGUGCCUGUGUAAGAGUGUUGUCCAGGAGGACUACACCAAAGUACCCAAGUACUGACUAUGAAGACCUGAAGACAGGAAAAGCUAUACACCACACAGACAUGCAGACACACACUCUGACAGUGAAACACAGACAUGCAGAAUCACACUCUGACGGUGAAACACAUACAUGCAGACACACACUCUGACAGUGAAACACAGACACGCAGACACACACUCUGACAGUGGAACACAGACACGCAGACACACACUGACAGUGAAACACAGACAUGCAGACACACACUCUGACAGUGAAACACAGACACGCAGGCACACACACUGACAGUGAAACACAGACA
Messenger RNA from Oncorhynchus mykiss (rainbow trout), 1202 nucleotides. NCBI's taxonomy places the organism in Eukaryota, Metazoa, Chordata, Actinopteri, Salmoniformes, Salmonidae. The record is from RefSeq and is a predicted model, not a curated record.